Pocillopora verrucosa is the source of this 1302-nucleotide messenger RNA. RefSeq lists its product as uncharacterized. Lineage: Eukaryota; Metazoa; Cnidaria; Anthozoa; Scleractinia; Pocilloporidae. The record is from RefSeq and is a predicted model, not a curated record.
CGUCAAUCGUAUCGGACUGGUUUUACUGGGUUAAGUUUCAAAACAAAACUUCAAACACGAGACACUCACGCAGUUACUACGCAAGCACACUCAACGAGGACCGGUGCUCGGGAAAAUGAAGCCAAUUUCAAUUUAUUGCAUUACCUUAGUGGUCUUAUUCAGUUUUUUGACCAAAGGAGCAGUCAUCGUUCAAAACAGUGAAAAUUUGAAAGAUUUCGAUGUCAGGCCCGCAAAAACACAGGUUACGGACGGAUCGACAGCAAAACCUCAAACCGAAGAGGCUGAAAAACUAAAGAAGCUUACUCGGAGGGAAAAGUGCUGCAAUCUCGGCCGAGAUGUGGCCAAAAUAGGAGAGACAUGCAGGUACACGAGUAACCCAGACGAAAUCUCUCCCAAUAGACAUUUUCACCAAAUGAAAACAGCUGUUUGGAAGCGUACCAGCCAUCCUAUCAACCGCCGAUUGCUGGCAAAAUGUAAACCUCAUAAAGUUUUCUACGAGAAAUGCUGUAACUACGAGUAUUCUCAAAUCGAACAAGAUCUCAUCAAGGAAAGGAAAAUGAUCCACAGCUACUUGCGUCAAUUACGGAAGAACACAGUCGAGGAAGAUGAAGGAGUUUCAAGCGAUGGGGGAAGCCACCCCGUCGAAGUGUCUCAAAACAGACACCGCUAUAGAAUCUAGUAAAUAGUAUGAUGAACUGAAGAACUCUACAUUGAACUAGAUUAGAAACAUCAUUUAACAAAGAAAUGAGAGAGCUUAUUUUUAAUUUUGCGUUGUAAUCACUUUGUACUUAUAUAAUCAUUUGCAAACGUCAUACUCUAAAGGGGAAAAAAGUUUUUCUUUAUUUCUUGACGAUGACGUAUUUCAAGUUUCAAUAACUAGAUGUGAAUUGACGUGGAGGUCUUUUGAUCACGGACUCAAUAGAGAAGGGCCUACAUCAAGUAUAAUUGACAGUAAUAGAAAAUUGAAAUAUCGAGAAUUAUUAUCGAACUGUUUACAUGUAAAUAACUUGAAUGUUAUUACGAGGAGUUGAUGUACUUUAUGUCAAGCUUCCAACAUGGGAUUUUGUCCAAAAUCUACAUUUAAUUAGUGAGCUUUUUAACAUCAGUUUUCUGAUCCAAUCUUCCUUUCUCCUUGGUUCCCACCUUUGAAUGUAUUUCAAGCAACCGGAGAGAAUUUGAAGAUUAAUGUGUGGAUAUAGUUGUUGCGUUAAUGAUAGUUUUCCCUUUCCUGUUACAUAUUUUAAAACUUGGUACAAAAUUUAUUGUAUUCAUGAUUUUUAUUAACAGAACUUGUAAAUAAAG